AAACGCACAACGCACACACGGAUGUGAUGUUCUCAUCAUCUAACAUUUCGACCUGUUUCCGGCAGUUGUAAAAUUUUCCUACGCAAGUCCACGCAAAAUCACCUCAUUUUCUAGGUUUCCCGUGUCUUCGUCUCCUUUUAUUUACUCGUCACAAUGCCGAAAGGUAGAGGAGGAAAGUUUGUUAACCACAAAGGGAAACAUCGUUCAUUCACUAAUCCUGAUGAAUUAGAAGAACAGCGCAAACGUGAAGAAAAGGAACGGCAGUGGAGGGCUGAGCGAGGAGAAGUUACUUCAAGUGAAGAGGAGGAAGAUGACGAAAAGAAGGGCUCUGACGAAAGUGAUUCAGAAGAAGAAUCAUCAUCAGAAGAAGAAGAAGAGGGAAAGGCGAAGGGAGUGGAAGGUUUAAUUCAAGUUGAAAAUCCUAAUAGAGUUCAAACUAAAGCAAAGAAGUUAUCAACUCUAAAUACAGAACUAGCCAACACUGCCAGCACAAGCACUAAACCAGAACUCUCAAGAAGAGAAAGGCAAGAAUUAGAAAAGCAAAGAGCUGCAGCAAAUUAUCAACGUCUUCACGCCAAAGGAAAAACAGAAGAAGCUCGAGCUGAUCUCGCAAGGCUUGCAAUUAUCAAGGCUCAGAGAGAGGAGGCAGCAAAGAAACGUGCCGAAGAUGCUAAAAUUAAGGAGGUUGAAGCUCAGAAAAAGAAACAAGCAACUCAAAAGGCUCUUGGCAAAAAAGUUUGAAUUGUCAAAGAACUCAUAAAAUGUCUGUCAGAAUGUUCUUUGUUUGCCAUUGUGUUUCCUUCCAAUGUCGAGAUCCAUGCAACCUCUGAGUAUGUGACUUUGGUUUCUGACUAUUGUAAAAUUUUGUUGCUCAUGGCUGCUCUCUGUGGGACUCAAUAUUUUGUUUUGGAAUACCUGAUACUGAUAAUUAAUACUGAAGAACUGUUUCUACUGGCUUUUGUCUAUUUUUUCUACUCCUGUAAUUUUCUAAUGUGUAUAGCAUUCCAUCUCUAAGUUUUCAAUUUUGUACGUGGGCUUACAGAUUUAAAUUUGUUGUAGUACAUAUGAAGUAUAAUUGAUUUUAGUAACGACCCCUGUGCAGGUAGAAUCUUUUGGUAUGAUCUGUUGAUUAGUAAUAUACCUAGCCACAUCAACAAUGAAAUUCUUGGGCACCUUACUGAAUUUUUAAUGAAUUUUUUUUUUAAAUCUAGUCAGUUUGUGGAUUAAGACAUUUCAUCACUAUGUGUUUACUUCAAUGUAUACCACUUAGUGGUCCUUCUUGUAAAAGGAUAUUUACACUCAUUGUACUUUAUACUUGUGCCUAACUGAAAAAAUCUAGUUUGCACCACUUACACAUUACUGGGUAGAGAUGAUAUUGGGCUGAUAUUCCUAUUGGACAAGAAAAAACAAAUAAAUUUAGCUUCUUGUUGUUCUGCUGCAAUGCUGUGAUUUCUGUUGUUUUAACUGCACAUCAGUUUCACUGAUGUAAUUUUGUUUUGAAGUGUUGUGUAAUUUAAAUUUAUUUGUAUGUACAGCGCCUCUUGUCUGCUUCUGGUUCAGAGCUGAAGCAAACAAUUUUUAAUGAAAUUCAGGUUUAUAUUCCUUUUGUAGAAAUUAUAGAAUAGGUAAAUAAAUCAGGAGAUUACAGCACA
Frankliniella occidentalis (western flower thrips) is the source of this 1652-nucleotide messenger RNA. RefSeq names its product 28 kDa heat- and acid-stable phosphoprotein. Gene Ontology annotation, cellular component: cytosol. The transcript has 6 exons. Bases 154 to 741 code for a protein of 195 amino acids. NCBI's taxonomy places the organism in Eukaryota, Metazoa, Arthropoda, Insecta, Thysanoptera, Thripidae. Gene Ontology annotation, molecular function: RNA binding. The record is from RefSeq and is a predicted model, not a curated record.